ACGUUGUGUAUCGCUGUACAGGAAGUGGAAUGAGUAACAGAAGAGUCUCGAACAUAUAGGGGCAUCGGGAACGUCAUGGGCGAAUGUGAAAGAUUCGCCGAUUGGCGGUCAAACUAGGCCUAGUUAUUGUUAUUGUGCGUCAGUGAACAGAUGAAACGUGUGCAGUGCCAUGACUACAGCUAAAUAGCCAAGUAUUCAGAGAUACUGGAAUGGCAUCGCUUGUGUGGAAGAGUCCUGUUGCUAGGUCAUUUGCAAAAUGAAAAGUCUGAGCACCUGUCUGAGGUGUACAGCAGAGAAGAAAAUUGAGGCGAUGACAUAGUGAGAAGGACAACCAUGGAAGAGACUGUAUUUUAUGAGGCAUUGUACGCGUACAAUGCUUACGGUGAUAAUCAGCUGUCCCUGAUUCCUGGUGACGUGAUUGAGGCAGUGAAGGCGGCCAAUGAAGGUUGGCUACGUGGAACCAACCACAGAACGGGGGUCACUGGCUUCUUCCCUCUCUCGUACGUUCGCCCACGUCACUCUCGAGACGAAACCAACGACUCUGGCUACUGCGAACUCGUCGCUUCCCCUGGUCCCCUGUGUUCCAGGAAGCAGCAUCAUCUCAUUGACAUCUACCUGGUUACUCCUGUCCUCUGCAAACACUGUCGCGACUACCUGUGGGGAGAAGCUAGUGUUGGCAAGAAAUGCCAAGAGUGCCACAGUUGUUUCCACCACGUGUGUGCUCAGUUCAGCAUUCUUCAUCCUUGUCAAAAGGAUUCUUCCUCUCUUCCCGUCACUUAUUCCAAGGCUGUGCCAUUGCACCAGUGGACGUGCGAGAACGUUCUAGACUGGAUGGCAUCGGUGAACAUGUUGGCAUAUGCUGACGUCUUCAAGGCUAAGGAUGUCAAGGGCAGUGACCUUGCCUCUCUAGACAGGGAGAAGCUCUCGGCAAUGGGAAUCAGAGAAGAGUACCCUCAGAAUGCCAUACUGCUCUGUAUUGGCGAACUCUGCCGUGGGACUAGUGCACAUCCUCUGCAGGGCGAAGACGGAAGCAACUAUUCGAACUCCUUACUGAAAGAUGAAGGUGCCACGAGGCAGUCUCACCAGUUCGAGUGCCAGAGCUUUGUGGAAGCGGAACAAUGCGACAGUUGUCGACAUUUGCUGCGAGGUCUUGCCCACCAGGGCCUCUUGUGCCACGACUGCGGCUUCGUCUGCCACAGAGCGUGCGCUGCCACAACUGUACUUCCUGCCUGCAGGGCGCAGCAGCCGCACAGGCCGCACCGAGCUAGUGCGCUUGCCCUGGCGGCGCUGUCGAGGGAUUUAACGACGCAGUUUAACCUGACCGAGCAGUCUGCCCCAUCUUAUCUUCUCCGAUGCAUACAGGAAAUUGAGUUAUUUGCACAUUUGCAUCCAGCCGUAGAUCUUUACAAGGUGUACACAUCUUGCUCCUACCCGGAUCAGCUUCCAAAGCUCACGGUCAAACUCAGAGAAGAUCCAAUGAAUGCGGAUCUUUCUGAGUUCAACAUUUACUGCCACGUGGGGGCGCUCAAGAAGUACUUGAUGGAAUUGCUGAAUCCCGUUGUUCCAGUACAGUUCUACGAAAGGUUUCUCGAAGCUGCAAAGCAUGGAGGCGAGGAAGAAUGCAAGGUUCGCCUCUUACAGUUGGUGCACCAGCUUCCACCUCAUUACAGCGCCACUCUGCGCUACAUCAUGGCUCACCUAAAUAGACUCUGCCGUCUGCAACACAGUCACGGCUUUAAGGAACGUCCACAAGCACUCAUCAACGUCUUCUGCUUUCUUCUGCUCAGGCCUGCUUGGGAGAGCAUUGUGAAUAUUAUUCGCAACGGUAAACUGCACGCUCGCAUAAUAGAGAUCCUCUUCUUCCACGGGGAGUGGGGAGAAGUACUUCCGAGCUUUGAUGCGACACCACCUGCCCUUCCGCCUCGACGACUGUCUCGGACGACGCACAGCGUCACCUCUCCGACAGACCACGCUCCCAAGAGUUUGCAAGAAGCCGAGUGGUAUUGGGGUGACAUAUCUCGGGAAGAGUGCCAAGAGAAAAUGAAGGACACUCCAGACGGAACGUUCUUGGUCCGUGACGCCACUGACAGGGGUUCUGGGGAUUACACCCUUACCUUACGUGUGGGUGGAAGCAACAAGCUCAUCAAGAUCUACCAUCGCAUGGGGAAAUAUGGAUUCUCUGAGCCUCUCAACUUCAAUUCCGUUCCAGAACUGAUCCAGUACUUUAGGAAUGAAUCGCUUGCGCAGUACAACUCUUUCCUCAAUGUCAGGCUGCUCUACCCGGUCUCCAAAUUUCAACAAGCGGAUAUCGAAGAUGUGGAUGCAGACGUGGAAAAAGUGGGCCUGAAACUGAUGGAGGCCAAUCGAGAUUUCCUCAACAAGACAAAACAGUUUGACCAGUUCCAUGACCAGUUCACUCGUUUGAACAAUGAACUGCAGCUUAAAAACCAGGCUCUCCAAUCAUUUUCUGAAGCUGUUGGCAUGUUUGAAGAGCAGCACGAGGUGCUCAGGAGGUUCCAGAAGGAGGCCUCGGAACACGAGCGCAAAAGCUUGGAAGAAAACAAGCACGUACUGGAGCACCGUCUGAAUAACCUGAAAGAAAGCAAAGCGCAACUGGAGAAAGAUGUGAAAGGGCGUCAGGCGUACUACAAAGCGUUGGAACGGGAAAUCAAUGGUCUAAAGCUGGAGGUUGCCGAGGCAAACAAGCAAAGGGAACAAUGUCAGAUUUGGCUCACGAGUAAAGGCGUCAAAAAGGACACCAUCAACAAGCUGCUUCAGGAAUCCUCGGGGGAAGUGAAAGAAAAGGUUUGCGACGAGCCUGAAACACUUCCCCAUCACAACGAGAGCACGUGGUUCAUACAAGACUGCGACCGUGGGGAUGCUCUGCGGCUCCUCGAGGGACGUUGCAACGGGACCUUCCUUAUCAGGCCGAGCAAGACUUCGGGACAGUACGCUCUUUCCAUUGUCGCUGAUGGAACGGUGAACCACUGUCUCAUCAUGAAGACAGACAAGGGCUUUGGCUUUGCGGAGCCCUACAACAUCCACCCAACGUUACGCAGCCUCGUCUUGCACUACGCCAAGACCUCACUCGAGGAGCACAACAAUAAACUCAAGACCACCAUGGCGUACCCAGUGUUUGCCCAACACAACAGCUGAGUCAAAAUGCCGACUGAUCUCAAAGCAUUGCCUGCGUGUAGACAUCAUCGUCACUCUAGGACUUUUUUCUAAUAAGUUUUUUUUGAAGAAUUUAAGCAUACCUGUGAUGAGCACGGUUGUUGUCGUUAAAAUGCCUCCACAUUGUUUUUCUGUCUCAUGCACAUGUCCUCCGCUCUUAAGAGGAGCGUUUUGUCUUUCACUUUUCUUUUCCCCAUUUCAUGACAGCAUUUUUAUACAUAUACAUACAUACACAUAAGUCUAUAUUAUAUAUAUAUAUGUGUAUAUCAUUCUUUUGAGAGGACAUGUCAACUGUGUACAUAGAUUUGUGCAUGUGUGUCUGUGUCUUAGCUCUAUGUGCACAAGCUUGCUGUUCGGACGAAAUAACAAUAUCCCCCAUUUUGAGGGCUAUUUCAUGUGCACCGGUGUGAAUUUUGUGAGAAGGGUUGCCUUCAAAGUUGCAGUCAGUGUUAUGUGAGACAUCAGGAACAACUAGAAAUGGAAUUGUUUCACUUGUUUCAUGUCCUCGGGAAUAUUUGUUGCAAAGUUUUGUAGAGAAGGAAUGCAUGCCUUUGCAUAGCUGAAAAUUGGUGUUAUGGUAAACUGUGUGUGCAGUGGUGGAUUUGUUUAUUAUGGAGAAGAAAUGCAAAAUUUUAAACUUCAUUCAAAAAAUUGUCUAGUCAACUGACACUUUGCACAUUCCCAGAGCCAAGAGAAACUCUGUGUUGCGGGAAACAUGUGCAGUGAGCACAUGUGGAAAUAGCAUAGAAUUUUGAAAUGUGAACCAGUAUUACUUGGAAGAACAAAAAAGAUAGUGUGAGACCCCCAUUUUGUACGUCCGUGAGUCUACCUACAUAGUAAGUGAUGAGAUAUAUAAAUGAUGAUGCAGAUUUAGGACUAUUUUGUACCUUUUCAAAUGGGUGUGUUUUAGUGACAAAAAAAUUAAAUGUUUCAUGUACAAUAGAGCCCCUGGGUACACCAGAGAGAUGGGUUGCUUGUGACUUCUGAGUGUCUUUUUGUACGAGUGUGCAAAUGCAGUGUACAUAAUGAAGCAUUAUUUUUCUUUAGGAUCUUCAAAUGCGCAAAAGUUUUUUCUAUCCAAGUAUUUCCUACACUAUGACUUUUCUUUGUCUAGUUGCUGAAGCAAUCAAAAUACACUACCAGUAGAUAAGAUAACAGAGCCCUGUUAUGUUUGGCAAUCUGUUUCAAAAAUACGCAAGAAUUCAGGAUGCCGUACGUAAAAACCUUAGUCUGUUACCUUUUGAGAUUUUUGCUGCACAAAAAAACAUCAAAACCAACUAGACAAUCUUAUCAGUAGUGUUCGGACUUAAAGAGGAAGUGCCUUUGGCCACCAAGUGUUUAAGGCAAAUUUAGAUUUUUUAUUUUGAAUGCAGCCAUCAUGUGUUUUUGUAAAGGGAAAAUCAAUUGAAAGUUGUUUCACGACAGAAUGCAUUGUUUACUGCCAGUUGCAGACUGCCAACGGAGAAAGGGUGAAAAGGUUACUACAUUUGUUAUUUUUGUGGAGAGGACCUUCCCCCAUAAUACAGCAUUAGUUGUCAGUGUGAUAGUUUUUGCAUCUUUGACCUAGAGGAUACAAUUGUUUGUCACAGCUAGGAUUCUAGCUGAUUGCCAAAACAUUAAGCUGGUCGAAGGAAUUGGGAAAAAAUGCGGAAGUACAAAUUGCUCGGAUACUUAGUCGUUCCAUAUGUACAUGUCGUCCUCAAAAAAAGUAGCAAAGCUGCAAAGGAGCAUGUUUGUAAAUAACUAGGACAAUUAACUAUAAAACAUAAUCAAUUUUGUUGCUGACAACGUGUUCUGUGUCUGCUCCGUAGUGCACGCAGCGUUACAUCUGAUAUGGGCACCAGACUUUUUUUUUUCCACUCAUUCUACUAGUCAGUGGACAGCAUAUGUGUUGCGCUUGCAGUCUCUGUCUCUUCCAUGUCUCCCAUUCUUUUCAAAUGUAACCUUUUAUUUUUUUUUUUUUUUUCCUUUUUUGUAGGGGGUUGCACUUAUGAAAUUUCAGAAUGUCUUGCCCAUUCCAGUCUGAGUUUUUUUUUAGAAAAAAAAAAAGAACUGUGGCAAAGAAAAACUCUAAAAUAUAGGAGAUAAAAAAAAAAAAGAACCACAUUCUGUGACUUGUGGUUUCUGAAAAUAAAUGUAAUAAAUUUUGAAA
Ornithodoros turicata is the source of this 5326-nucleotide messenger RNA. Its product is annotated as phosphatidylinositol 3-kinase regulatory subunit gamma-like. The record is from RefSeq and is a predicted model, not a curated record. Lineage: Eukaryota; Metazoa; Arthropoda; Arachnida; Ixodida; Argasidae. Bases 334 to 3156 code for a protein of 940 amino acids. Gene Ontology annotation, molecular function: 1-phosphatidylinositol-3-kinase regulator activity; protein binding. Gene Ontology annotation, cellular component: phosphatidylinositol 3-kinase complex. The transcript is spliced from 22 exons. Gene Ontology annotation, biological process: insulin receptor signaling pathway; phosphatidylinositol phosphate biosynthetic process.